Molecule: messenger RNA, 1281 nt
Organism: Corticium candelabrum
Lineage: Eukaryota; Metazoa; Porifera; Homoscleromorpha; Homosclerophorida; Plakinidae
Product: probable serine/threonine-protein kinase drkC
Exons: 2
Coding region: 1-1281 (426 amino acids)
Biological process (GO): signal transduction; protein phosphorylation
Cellular component (GO): cytoplasm
Molecular function (GO): protein kinase activity; ATP binding
Source: RefSeq, a predicted model, not a curated record
AUGUCGAGCGAUAUUUCUCGAUUUCCGUGCCACUUCUGCAAGGUCGGCUUCUAUGCUGACAAACUGAGGUCGACCAAGUGCAGCAAAUGUCUGAACGGAACGAUGACGAAAGGUGAGAGCUCGUCUAAGGCGUCCGACUGCAACGUUUGCGUCACGGGUUACUGUCUUUAUGGGAGAUGUUUCGUGGUGAGCAAUAGUUUAACACAGAUCCCCGUGUGCACGUGUACUAUCGGUUUCACUGGUUCUCACUGUCAAGACGCAACUUAUUAUCAUAUUGGAAUGGAAGUUAUUCUUGUUACAGGUAUUAUUACUUUACUUGUUACUGUAUUGUGGCGCAUUCUAAAGAAACGAAGAGAGCGAGAAACGGCUUUCCGUCGUCACAUACAAACAUUGAAUGAUGCGUGGCAGAUCAGUUGGCAAGAAAUAGAACUGCAAGACGAAAUAGGAGGAAGAGCAUCGGGAAGAGUGUGGAAAGCGGAGUACCGUAACAUAGACGUUGCUGUAAAAAUUUUGAUGGACGAUGACGAAUCCCAAUCGUCGUUGGAAUUUGCACGAGAAAUUAAAUUUAUGCAAACAAUGCGUCAUCCAAAUAUUGUACUUUUUAUCGGAGCAGGUAAAACAAGUCCACAAGAACAACCAUUUAUCGUUGUUGAGUUUGCGCAUCGAGGUUCAUUACGCCACGUACUGGAUGACUUCAGUAUUGAAAUAAAUCAAAACCGUAAAAUAGAGUUUGCUUUAGAUGCUGCUAGAGGAAUGGAAUUUCUUCACCAAUUGGACCCACCAAGAAUUCAUCGAGAUAUCAAGAGUGAGAACUUACUUGUUAGUCAAAGUUGGAUUGUCAAAGUCGCUGAUUUUGGUCUUGGAAGACUUUUUUGUGAUGCUAAGAAAAGACGACAAUCAAACCGAAACGAUUCAUCAGUCAGCAACAAUUCAGAAACUGAUCUUAUCAUGCUCGAGACGAGAGACUUGUCUGAAGAUGGUAUUGGAACAGUGAGAUGGAGUGCACCGGAGUUGACACGACGAGAGAGCUACAAUGAAUCCAUCGAUAUCUACAGCUUUGGAAUUGUGCUUUGGGAGAUUUGGUCGCGUGGUUUUCCUUUCGAGCAGUAUCGGUUUGCGCACGAAGUCGACGAUGCCGUGGAAAGAGGCGAGCGUCCGGUCAUUCCAGACGAUUGCCCUGAAGUGUAUGCGAAACUAAUGCAAGGUUGCUGGUCAGAGAGAGCUCGUGAACGGCCGUCAUUUAGCGACGUUGUCAGCCGUCUUGAGAACAUGUAUGUGUAA